This is a messenger RNA of Topomyia yanbarensis, 2016 nucleotides long. Its product is annotated as ATP-binding cassette sub-family G member 4-like. NCBI's taxonomy places the organism in Eukaryota, Metazoa, Arthropoda, Insecta, Diptera, Culicidae. The transcript has 5 exons. The coding region runs from base 238 to 1995 and encodes 585 amino acids. The record is from RefSeq and is a predicted model, not a curated record. Gene Ontology annotation, cellular component: plasma membrane. Gene Ontology annotation, molecular function: ABC-type transporter activity; ATP binding; ATP hydrolysis activity.
CGUUUCAAAUUGUUUUUGAUAUUAAAUAGAUUAGUUUCUAGUUCUUAACGCUUGUUAAGUGGUUAUUAAAGUUAGAACUGUUUAAGAUAAAAGUGAUAUUUUCAAAAUUGAUGUUCAAAAUUAAACACCUGCAAUCAUGUGACGAUUAUUGCGAUGCAAGUUACGAAACAUGAAUUAUGCUUAGUGCUAAAGUGUAAUUGCUAGUUAUAAUUGAAAUAGUACAGAUCAAACGAUAAAAUGCAAGCUAGUGAGGAGUUCGAGCUGACCUCGACGCCGCUGCUCAACUUUGUACCUUCAACAUUGAAGUUUCAGAGUGUAUACUACUCAGUUGAUGGGAAAAAUAUUCUAACGAAUCUCUCCGGCAAGUUCAAGCAUGGCCGAUUAGUGGCACUGAUGGGACCGUCCGGUGCUGGGAAGUCAUCCUUGCUGAAUGUCCUAGCUGGGAUGAAUCUCUACGGACUAGUUGGAUCGAUCGUCAUAAAUGAUGAACCAGUGGAGGAAAAUGAUCCUCGAAGUGUUUACGUGGAACAGGACUGUCCUUUGCUCAACUAUCUUACCGUUCGGGGAACGAUGACCUACGCCGUUGAUAUGAAAAUGCCCCGGAAAACGUCAACCAAAGAAAAGAGAAAUAAGAUCAGCGAAAUCCUGCAACUGCUAGGACUAGACAAAAGCGCUACCACCCUGGUCAAAAACCUUUCUGGAGGGGAGCAAAAUAGGCUGUCAGUCGCUGUAGAACUGAUCACUAACCCCGCGGUUAUGCUACUAGACGAACCAACCAGCGGUCUGGACAGUGUCGCUUCCAUGCAGCUCAUAUCGCAUCUCAAGUCCUUAGCAAUGGCUGGUCGAACGAUCGUUUGUACCAUCCAUCAACCCGCCUCCAGUCUAUUUCAGCUAUUCGACGAUGUCUUCCUACUGGUUAAAGGUCGCUGUCUUUACUCCGGAUCGGUCGAAGGAAUGAUACCGAAAUUGGACUCUGCCGGUUUCCGUUGUCCAGAGUACUACAAUCCAGCAGAUUUCGCGAUCGAGGUUCUCACGUCCGAUAAUGAGGCGGCGAGGGAAGCUAUGAUCGCUCAAACCGUCACUGAAAUGAGGCUUUUGUUUGAUGGGGUUCCUGCUAGUCCCACGUUGGAUCGUGGGAAUGUGGUUGUUAAACGGUAUCAGACCCCAUUCUGGUAUCAGUUUUUAGUUUUGCUCAAAAGAUGUGCGAUCUCAAGUGCUCGGGAUGAGUUCUUCCUAAAAAUUCGGCUCGGUCUGUAUUUCGCCCUAGGAGUAGUUUAUGGAAUAGUUCACUACAACGUUGGAAACGAUGCUACCAAAGUGGUAGCGAACGUGGGCUGCUUUUUUCAGCUUUUCGCGAUCGUUUACUUUGCCAAUGCAACAGCUGUGAUCAACUACUCGGAGGAAGCGAAUGUUACCAUCAAGGAGAUCGCCAACAACUGGUACUCUCGGGAGGCGUACUUCUUCUCCAAAUUGCUCAGCGAUAUUCCGCUACAGAUCGCAUGCCCGACGGUGAUGCUUCCGAUGAUGUACUACCUCAGUGAUCAACCGUGGGAUCCGAUGCGCUUCGUCAUGGUUUGGGCCAUGUUCCUGGUCGGUGGCAUCAUUGGUCAGUGUAUUGGACUGAUCGCGGGAAUUUGCUUCGAUUCAAAAACGCGGAACUUUGUUCUGGCGAAUGCUUGCAUCGUACCGAUUCUGUUUUCGGGAUUUCUAGUCAAUGCCAAAGAUUUGGUGCCGUAUUUGAAGCCGUUCAGUGAUGUGUCGUUUUUUAGGUAUCAAUUUCAUGGGGUGCUACAAGCGUUGUACGGAUUCGGGAGGGAUAAUCUUGACUGUUCGCAGAUCUAUUGCUACUUCAAGAAGCCGGCCAGUAUUUUGGAGCAGUUCGAUGUUGAGCCGGAUGGGUACGGCAGGAAUUUGGUGGUGCUGGGAGUAAUGGUUGUGAUUUUCCAAUUUUUUAUUUACUGUGCAUUUGUGGUUAGAUUAAGGCGAAUAAAGUGAAGUUAAUUUGUUGAAUGUUGU